This is a messenger RNA of Lactuca sativa (garden lettuce), 1500 nucleotides long. NCBI's taxonomy places the organism in Eukaryota, Viridiplantae, Streptophyta, Magnoliopsida, Asterales, Asteraceae. The record is from RefSeq and is a predicted model, not a curated record.
AUGACGGUGUUGUAUGGGUUGUACAAUGGCCUUAACCUAGAUUAUGGGUCCAUUAUUUGGCAGCAGUUGGUUCAAAGCUUGGUUUCUUCCUCCAGGCAUUCUGAGAUCUCAUGUGGGCGUUUCUGGUCUCUCAUCACCAACUGGGCAAUGGAUCGUCUUCAUGUUCCAAUAAUGGCAGACUCCUUUCUCUCCUCUAUUGCCACCUUUCACACGACGAAAAUCAUCGUCACUGACCCAACCAAGUUUUCAUUCAUUGGACCCAUUCCUGAAGCUAUGCUCGGUCGUAUUUCAGUGUCGAGUAACAUUCUUCAAAAGUACAGGAAGCGUCCAUCUGUUGGUCCAAGAGAGCUUACACCGGCAAUGCUUCGUUCCAUUGAAGAGGCUGACAAGCCAGCCAAGAGGGGUAAAAAGCCUGAAACACAGAAAGAGGGACCGGUCAUUAAACCAACCAAGGGGCAAACCCCCAAGAAGCGGAAAUCUGAUAAAGCUGCAACUUCUCAGGCUCAACCAAAAAAGCAGAAGAAGCCUGCUAGGAAACUUAUUCUUCAAUCCUCUAGUGAUUCGGAUUCCGAAUAUGUCCCUCCUAAGCAGAAGAACGCUCCACCUUCAGAAUCUGAGAGUGAAAGCUCUGAUGAAGAGGCUUCGGGCCGAGGGGACACUCUGCCUCGCUCCCCUACUCCAGAAAUUCCGGUUCGCUCUUCUCCUCUUUCACCCCCACCGGUUACCAUCCCAGUUUCCAUCCUUCCUAUCUCUCCAAUUACCACCUCUCAACCCUUUACUACAAUUCCUAUUCCCACACCCAUUUUCAGAGAUACAACUACUACCACUACUACUACAAAACCUGUCUUUACUAUUCCCAAUCCACCUAUAACCGAACCUCCUAGCGAUGAUGAUGACGAUGAGCCUGUUACAAAACGUCAUCUCAAGGCAGUAAACGACAAGCUAGACCAACCGCUUUCAUCUUCUUCCUCUGGUGCCUAUUCAAAGGCUGCCUUAAAGGCCUUGUUCUCUUCGGUCGUCGCCGAACACAGUGCUACUUUAUCUGCUGCAGCCAAGGCUACUACUGCCAAAAAUGCUGAAAUUGUCAAUACUUCAAUAGAGAAUCUCCAAAGGUCUCUUCAAUCUGAGCGCUCGAGUCUUGAAGCGGCAUGCCAAGCCAUUGAAGAAGCCAAUGAAUCACUCCAUGCUAAUGUCAACAAACGUUUAACUCAACUGGAAGCGGAAUUAGCAGUGGAAAAUCGGAUUAUGGAUGAGCUUGACAGACACACAGCCCAGCUCAAAUUGCAAACACACAAGCUACGAACUACUAAUGCUGAGAUUAAUGACCUCAAGUCCGAAAGGGAGGUCAUUAGGAGUUCUGCUGCAGAUGUUCACUCCAUCCUUCUUCAUCUUAUUGAGGCUCAUGAUCCGAUUAUCACUAUCACUGUCAGAAGGCAUUUGGCAAACAAGCUCAGACCGGCGCUGGACAUUCUCAGCCGUAUCGAGGGUGUUCCGAAUUAA